ACAUACAGUCCCGCGCUUACAAUUUUUGAAUUGAAACUCUUUUUCUUUUGAGCACCUACCUACCUUGUGUUUGUUAAAAUGCCCAUGAGAAUAACUGAUGCAGAGGAGGAGGAGGGCCUUUAUCCCAUUAAUGAAAAGACAAUUAAAAUCAAAGGGAGUUUGAGAAUCAUCAUAAUGGUAAUGAUUGUUGGAGUAGUUGGAUUAUUAUUAGCACAUGACUCAAUUAAUUUUGCUACUUUGAGGGAGACGAAGGACCUUAGUAUAAAACAAACAAAUGCAGGUUGUCAAUUCCCGGCCAUUUUUAACUUUGGUGACUCUAAUUCUGAUACUGGUACUGAAUCAGCCGCCUUUGGAAGGCUUCCUCUUCCUUUUGGGCAGACUUUCUUUGGUAAACCGUCUGGACGCAGGUGUGAUGGGCGUCUCAUUAUUGAUUUUAUAGCUGAGAGACUUAGAAUGCCAUAUCUGAGUGCAUACUUGGAUUCGAUUGGUUCAAACUUUCGGCACGGGUCAAACUUUGCAUCAAGUGGAUCCUCUAUAAUGGAAAUGCCUUGUACAAACCAACUACUCGAUCUCGGUACACAACUUCGUCAGUUUCAACAAUUCAAACAACGAAUUGCUGAAUCACACCACCAAGGAGGAAACUGGUUGUAUCUAAGAAAUUUCCUUCCACGACGUCAGGAUUUCUCCAAGGCACUUUACAUAAUUGACUCCGGCCAGAAUGACUUGUAUUAUGCUUUAAAGUGGAAAACGGAAAAGCAAGUCAAGGCAAACAUUCCCAACAUAAUUGAUCACAUUGGUUUGGUUAUUGAAACACUCUACCAAGAAGGGGCACGAAUAUUUUGGAUUCACAACACAGGCCCCAUAGGUUGUUUGCCUAUAAUGGUUAAGAACAAUCCUCCAAAACAUGGAAAUUCCGACCAAAAUGGUUGUUUGGUUUCGUAUAAUGAAUUGGCAAAGGAUUUCAACAGUCAUCUUCUAGACAAAAUCAUCAAACUCAGGACCCAAAUACAAGACGCUUUGAUAAUCUAUGUAGACAUAUACUCAGCCAAGUACUCACUCAUUAACCAAGCCAAAAAGCUUGGUUUUAUGGAUCCCUUGCAGUCCUGUUGUGAGCCUUUGAAAGGUGGGAUUCUCUUAAAUGAGAUUGAAAAUAAGAGAGAUAAUGUGAUCGAGUCGCAUGGAAGUUGCUGCAGUAAUCCCUCGGAAUACAUUGCCUGGGACUCCAUCCACUACACAGAAGCUGCGAACCAGUGGGUUGCUAACUUCAUAAUGAGCGGUUCUUUCUCCGACCCACCAAUAGCUGUCACUGAAGCAGCUUGUGCAAAUCAGACACGGGGAACCCAAAACCUGAAAGUAGAGGAAAAACAGCGAAAUGCGAGAUUGGGGUCCUUUCUGAAUUGAGGUGGAGAAUUUGUUAAUAAAUUGGGCUUUGCAAUGCAGUUAUCCUCGUAAGUAUCCUUUUUGUUGUACAUAGUUGAGUGAAAAUUUAGAAAAGGCUAAGGUUUCCUUUAAUGAUUAAUAAUUGUAUCUUGUUAACUUAAAUUUAGAGUUAACUUUUUUUUUUAUAUGCAUAUACUUAAUUAAAC
This is a messenger RNA of Impatiens glandulifera, 1586 nucleotides long. Its product is annotated as GDSL esterase/lipase At3g27950-like. The transcript is spliced from 5 exons. The record is from RefSeq and is a predicted model, not a curated record. The coding region runs from base 79 to 1401 and encodes 440 amino acids. Gene Ontology annotation, molecular function: hydrolase activity, acting on ester bonds. NCBI's taxonomy places the organism in Eukaryota, Viridiplantae, Streptophyta, Magnoliopsida, Ericales, Balsaminaceae.